This is a messenger RNA of Rhopilema esculentum, 4156 nucleotides long. Its product is annotated as bile acid-sensitive ion channel. Gene Ontology annotation, cellular component: plasma membrane. Gene Ontology annotation, biological process: sodium ion transmembrane transport. NCBI's taxonomy places the organism in Eukaryota, Metazoa, Cnidaria, Scyphozoa, Rhizostomeae, Rhizostomatidae. The record is from RefSeq and is a predicted model, not a curated record. Gene Ontology annotation, molecular function: ligand-gated sodium channel activity.
UGAAAUAGCGAUUUAGUAUUAACUAACUGUCAUGUGCUCGAAUUUCAGAUUGGCCUAUUUCAAUCCAUAACUUUGUAUAAACAUUUUCUAGCUUAGAAUUUUCGAUGACUCGUCUUAUGUUUUACACUAUGGACAGUGUCAGCCAUUUUUAAAUUUUCUACCACAACGAACUCUUAAGUUUAGACUGUUAAGCAUCUAGAUCAGUUAAAAUAUUUAUGUAAGAUACCUAACGCAAUCAAAACAACAGUGAGAUUGAUUUUCCUCUGCCAUAAAAAAUAUUUCUAUUCUGGAUAACCAACAUAUUUGAUACAAAUAAUACCAUUUAAAUAUAAUCAUGAAAUAGAUAAUUCACUCAAGACAACUUACUGGCAAGUCAUGCAACGUGGAAUGAAUUUGCAAUAAACUGAAAAUAAGAAUAUAAUAAUUUAAUUUUUGACAUUUACAUAAAUCCCGUGGAAGCGGAAUUCUAUCUAAAUGAACAUGAUGCCAACUUGCAAGGGGUGGGCUUUCAAGGUAUAUUAAGAAGCCCUUGGCGGCAUACUGACAUUAUCUUUAGAUUGUUUUGCCAAGCCCUGUAAAUACAGGGAUUUUGGAGUAGAUAGAAACAACACAAAUUGUCGAAGAACCUUAAUUUUAUAUCAAAAUUUAGUGAAAAAGAUUUGCUAUAUUUUUGAAUAAUAGAAUGACUUCGUGAUGGCCUCCUCAACAAUUGAACAAAGUAUUAAAUAUUGUAAUCUGAAAAAAUCAUGAAAUACCUUUAGUAUUUGUUCUGGGUUAACAUACACCACAAAACAGACGUAAGAAAGUUCUCAUUUCAAAUUCAAGAUGACUUAAUCAUUUUACUAAAUCAUUUUUACUAAAUUCACACAAAAGAUUUCAGGUGAUAUAUUUUGGAUACAAAUCUGUUACAGAUUGCCUGAGAUAUGAUUACAUAUAGAGCACAAUUCCGUAAACAACAACUGUAAUUUGGUCUAGAUUCUAAAAGUCAUAAAAAAUCAAAUCUAAGCAACAGUGAGCCAUCACGUGAGUUUCUUAACUUAUCGCGAAUUGGACUUUGACUGGAUCACUGAGAUUGUGCCAUUUUAGAGUAACGAGAGUUUUAAAGGGAGGAAAGUGUCAUAACGGAAGAUUUUGGUCACAUGUUGUAUACAGUAGUAGCUUGGCAUCAUAAAACAAACCGUUGCUAUAACAAAUGAAAUGGGUUUCAAACAUUUUAGUUGAACUCCAGCGCCUGCUAGCUGCGUUUUUUGAAUUCCAAGCACGAGAUUACAAGAGGUGACGUGUGAGGCAACGACGCGAAAGCACUUGCGUACGAGGUAGCGACGUAAAGACACGCGCAUGUGCGGUAAAGACACAAAGGCAGUCGCGUAUGAGCUGGCCACGCAAAGGCACUCACGUAUAGGGUAACGACGCAGAGGCACUUGUGUAUGAAGUUACGACGCAAAGGUAUUCGCGUAUGCGACGCAAAGGUAUGAGGUAACGACGCAACGGAACUCGCGUAUGAGGAAGCGACGUGGAUGCAGUCGCGUAUUUGACGGAAAGGUGUGAGGUAACGACACAACGGCACUCGCGUAUGAGGUAGCGACGUGAAGGCAGUCGUGUAUGAGGUAACGACGCAAAGGCAUUCGCGGAUGCGGUAACGACGCAAAGGCACCCCAAACUUCACAAAAGCGAAGGUUUAGAUUGUGGGUACAAUUCUUGCUAGAGAGUCGCGCCGAUCAAAUCGUUUGAAUGCUACUGGCAGGCCCAUGUGGUUCCCCAUGCAAGAUUUAUAGCAAAAAGGUUCCGUAGAAAGAAAAAUAAGUCGGUUCUUCUAAAGAAGCAUCUUAUUAGCAGAAAAAAGGAGGACACCGUAUUAAGCUUGAAGAUUUGAAUAAAGCGGGACUUAGUCAAGCGAAAAUCAGGUAAACAUCAACAAUAUUGGGUGGAUAUCUUAUUGGAUAUCCUUUAUCUUCCUUCAUCAGAGUCAGUUUGAAAGGAAUUUCGUAAUUCUCAAAAAAGAAAGUCAGUUUUGUUAUGUCGAAUGGUCUCUUGGUCCAUAUUUGAAAUGGAAUACAGCACAUAAAUAUUUGAACAUCUGCUAAAGAACGAGAUAACAAAUUAUACGAUAUAAUAAAAGAGACUUAUCAAUGUGAUGUAGAAAGCCACACAACGAAGGUGUCAUGCAUGUUGUUGAAUUGCGACGCUCAAGAAUCGUCGUCGUUGAAAAAACGCAGGGAGAACUGACAGGUCGAAUUAAUAUUUCAUGAAUUCAUUAUUUCAUGUUUCAUUUAAAACAGGUUCGUGGAUUUAUUCCUUCAAUUCAUGUCAGCUGAAAGUGCCUGAUGACAAUUGUGCUCUGACAGAUUUUAAUUCUAUGUUUUUAUCGAUAAAGGCAAGUCUGUUCCUUUGAACAUUAACGAUUGCGGAACGAGCUUAGUGGACUUUCGAUAGCUUCCAAAAGCAAUCGGAGUACAAGUUUUAGUCUUUAAUAACCAACGCGAGCUUUUGGUGGCUUUAGAAACGAGCAGCGUAGCAAAGAAAAAUGAAAUUCAAAGUCAUUCCUUGUACGAAGGACGUCGAAAUGAUGAAAAGAGAAACAAGCAAAGAAAGAGAUGACACAGAACAAGCAAAAUCGAGAAUGCCAGUUGAUGUUAAGUUUUCAGCCAAACCCCAUAUACUCUUCAAAGAGCAGUUUUAUGAGUACCUUAACUCGGCCACUACACACGGCCUAAACAAGAUCGCAAACGCACCAAACACUUUAGCAAGGUUGCUUUGGUCAAUAAUUGUCGCAUGCAUGUUCUUUUAUUUAAUAUACGCGGUGUACAAACUGCAUCUAAAGCUCAAAAGAGACGAAGUUAAGGUAAGUGUGCGAACAAACGUAGUGAAUUCUCUUCAACUCCCUGGGAUUACAGUUUGCGACGCGGGGCCUAUUCGGAUGCUUUUUCCAGCAGAAGCAGACAAAAACACAACAGUAUCAAAUAAGACAGCGAAAACCCCACUUGAAGCCAGCAAUGAACACCAUCGCCGUAUGCUAGCAACGAAAGAUCAAAGCAACUACAGUAACCACAGCCACGCGGAUGCAAAUCGCUUCGUUUUGAAGCGAGAAAGUGGAGAAAUGCCACUGUGCCACGUAUCGGGCGAUCUUUGCUCCUACCACAAACACUUGAAACAUUUUGUGACAAUCCAUAAAGGCCAUUGCUUUACGUUUAAUCAUGAUGGAAAGGCUAGGCAAGUAUUAAAGGGGUCUGACAUGGGAAUCUUUACAGUUUUCCAUCUUGAAAAAAAACGUAAUUACACAUCAAGUACCUCUACAACAUCACUGCAUGGCGUUGAAAUAUUUAUACAUGAGCCGAAAGAAAAGAAUCCCACACAUUAUGGAGGUCUACUUGCUGUGCCAGGACGCCUCACACGGAUAAAACUAAAGAAGACCAUUCACGAGAGACUUCCUGCACCUUAUCCUGACAAAUGCCGAGACGAAGGCGACCUUAGCUUGCACGAGUGCCAGAUUAACUGCAUCGCAAAAAACCAGUACACGAAAUGUAAUGCUGUGUCGCUGCUGCUACAGAUUUAUUUACACGAUAUCACGAAACAAGAGUGGAAUAAUGGUUCAACCAUUCGCCAGCCUAUGACAACUGCCGAACACGAAUGCGUGGAAGGCGUCACUGAUUCGUAUGCAGAUGGCGAUAUAACAUGUGACUGUUUUCUUCCUUGUCAUGAGAUCGUUUAUGAUACAUCUGUGUCCUCAAGUAAAUGGCCAUUAAGUGAAAUCACUGACGAGAUACUGCUUCUAAUUAAAUCGAAACUUGGCAUCGUGGUUGAAAAAGAAAACGUCGACCAACAACUUGUUGCAAUCCAAGUUUACUACGGAGAUCUGCGCUACGAAGAAAUAAAACAGCACCCGGCGUACUCUUUGGAAGAAUUCUCUUAUGACCUCGGUGGUCUUUUGGGACUUGUGAUUGGGGCAUCUGUAUUUUCAGGCAUCGAAAUGGUGAUGUUCGUACUUUACGCUAUACAAAGUCUAUUAAAGAAUAUUGUAAAAAGGGGAAGUGUGUCUUAAUAAUGAGAGUAGUAACCAAUAUAUAAAAACGAUCUUCAUGUAGGCUAGUGGGAUAAACUGAUGUAAUAAAAUAUAUAUUAUUUGCUUUUCUUACUAGAUAUGAACAUUUUUGGGUGA